UGAUUGUAUCAUACUCAUUGAGAAUUGAGAAAUGAGAUUAUAAUUAGUAUUGAGUAGUUACUGACGAAUAUCGCAAAUUUUAAAGAAGUUUUCUCAUGUUAGAUUGAGGUGAUAAUUUCUGUAUCGAUGGUGUGACAUCAGAUUAAAAAGCUCAUACUAAAAUGACAUCGAGAAGUAAGAAUGCUGUGCGGAGUUAUGAGACCGAGAUUGAAAAGAGUAGAGAAGAAUCUAACUGGAAGAAGGCUGUUGAGUUGGCUUUGCAGCUCAAGGCGAGGUCGCCUCAACAUGAAAGUUUAGCACAUUUUCUUAUUGGAGAAGGCAAGCUCGAAGCCUUUCUUGAUGAAUGUCCACCAAUCAAGGAUAACAUUGAGAGGGCACAGAGAGAACUCUCGGAAGCUAAAGGAUUCCUAAACCUUGCUACUGAUGAAGCUGGGAAGAGAGCCGGUGUUGCAUUAGAUGCUCACCUCUUGUUGGGAAAGUUGCAUUUUGCUUGUGGUUCCUAUGAUGAUUCAUUAAAACAUUAUAAACAUGCUGAAUUGAAUACACUCACAGAGAAAGAGUUGCCGCUACGGAGUCUGCGGAUCGUGGCCGAGUCGUACGCGAUCAAGGGCCUGUGUCUGGAGCAGACGGCCGUGCCUUCCUCAACCAGCCGCUUCAAGAUGGUGGAACGGGAGGCCGAAAUGAUCCACAGUUUCGAGUUGGCAUCAGAUUUAACAUUGCUGUACCUACAACGCGCGACUUCAAACGUUCGUGCGGGUGCCACACUCGAGACAGCGCUACAGCGGGCACCCUUGCUUCACAUUCGCGCCGGUCGCCUGGCCUCUGCUAUCGACAGGUACCGGGAGAUGCUGACCGCAGUAGAGUCCACGUCCACACAGGCCUUGCGGCUCACGCUCGCCAGACAACUGGCUGAGGUGCUGAUGAGAGGAGUCACUGGCCAAGUGUACAAGGCGCCAACGAAAGUGUCUCCACCAGUCCAGAGCGGUGGCACGCUGUCCCGACGCCGUGAGGAAAACGUGUCUGAAGGUCCCUGGAAACCCAGAAAGUACACGGCUCUUAACCAGUUCGUGCCCCGCAACGAGUACGAGGAGGUGUUGUUGGUCCUGCUGGUGGGAGAGGCGAUGGCCGUUCGUGACGCAGUCCUGUCACAGAGCGCGGAGUUCGAGACGGCUCGCGCCCACUCGUUACGGAACGCCGUCUCCAUCGUGGACCUGCUGGCACUGGCUGCCGUACGCUGGGGUCAGCUGCCGCUGGUGCUGGAGUCUCUCGAACGCGCAAUGAAGUUCUCGUUCGGGUGCGGUCACGUGUGGCGCGCGCGUGCGCUGGCGACGGCUGCGGCGGCUCGACCCACACACGCGCAUCCGCAACACGCACACCACGCUGCGCAUGCGCACAGGACCGCACGCGGCAGUAGUGCGUGCGGCGCGGGCGUGCGUGCGGUGUGUGUCGCGCGCCGGGCCGCUGCUCUGGAGCCGCGCGACGUGGCCCUGCGGCUGGUAGCGGCCGCCACGUGCCAGCGCUCCGCCUGGAUAGAGGAGAGUAUAGAGUUCGCGGAAGAAGCGCUAGAGAUCGAAAAAGAGAACGAGGGGUUUCUUUUGGCGAGGUGUUACCUACACUGCGGCAUCGGAUAUCAGAUGAAAGCACAGAAAACAAAUUGUCGAAAAGAGAAGGAGUCCGCGAAUGCGACUGCGUUAUCUCACUUGUUGGAGGCGGUGAGACUAGAUGACAACGAUCAUCUCGCUUUUUACCAUCUCGCGUUGCAGCACAUGUACAUGGGGAUGUUGAACGAGGCCAUGGACGCGACGCGGGCGUGUCUUCGGGUGCGUGCGGAAUGCGGUGGCGGGCUGCGGCUGGCGUGCGCGCUGUGGUCGUGCGCGGCGGCGGGGGCGCGGGGCGCGCGGGGGCUGGACGCGGCGCGGCUGGCGCGGCACCACUACCCCGGAGCGGAGUGGCCGCUGUGGACCCUGGCCGCGCUGCAGAGUGUGUGGGAGAGCGAGGCGGCGCUGGCGACGGGCAAGGAGCUGCUGAAGUUGCUGAACAGCGGCGAGGAAGACGGCGAGCAGCAGUACUGUGAGCUGGAUGCACUGUCAGACUCCGUGCACGACACGCACAGCAACCGGGAUGCCGCAUCGAUCCGCGCGGAGUGGGCGGGCGCGUACAAAGCAGAGCGCGCGCUGUCGGCGGGCGCGUCCUCCCUAUCGCUCUCCAUGCAGCGUGCCACGCCGCUCGCCGAGCACCGCGCGCACGCCUGGCUACUUUUGGCCGACCUUUGUCUCAGGCUGGGUCGCACCAGCGCGGCUGCCGGCUGCGUGUCGGAGGCGGCCGCGCUCACUCCCUUCAGCCACCUGGUCCUCUACACGCGAGGCCUCGUACACAGCGCCAGUAGCGAGUGGGAGGAGGCGAGACAAUGCUACCGGAACGCAUUGGCGAUACACCCCACGCACGUGGACAGUCUGCUGCAGCUCGGCGGCGCGUACUACGAGCUGGGGUGGCUGCGGCUGGCGGAGCGCGCGCUGCGGGAGGCGGGCGCGCUGGAGCCGGGCCGCGCCGACGUGUGGCGGCGCCUGGCGCUCGUGCUGGCCGCACUCGACGAGCCCGCCGCCGCCGCCGACGCCGCCGCCGCCGCGCUACAGCUGCACCCGCGGGACAUCCGCGACCCCACGGCGCUCUACUCCUAGCGAUUGAAAACGAAGUUUAAUCAAGAAUAAACUGCCAAUAUUGUCCCGUGAAGUCACAAUAUACUUAAUUAUUAUAGAAAUUGCGUGCGGCACGAGUACACGCACGUGCGAUGUGUACUGUAUUGGGUGAUGGCAAAGAGGAUGUAAAUACUACGUAAUAAGAGGCGGAACUGCCUAAGUAAAAAUUGAAAUUUAGUUUUAUAUGAAACGUGCAGUGAUUUGACAUAAGUUUGAAAUGGUAGUAAUUACAGUAUCGCGAUCGGCGACAAAGUAUAAUCCGGCUAAGUUUGAAAGCGAACAGUUGCUUAAAACGUAGUGGAUUUCGGCUAUCACCGUUUUUUACCAGCAUAUAGCCGUCAUCUGUCAAUCUGUCAAUGACGGCACGUUUCAUACAAUCGAGUGAACCGCUUUUUUCUUAGAGAGUUUCGCUAGGCUGGGUUAUAGUAAUGUUAUUUAAACAUAUCUCGAGCUAUGUUACAGAUUUAGGAUUCAGUGUUUGUAUAUCCUGUGAAAUAGCAGCAGUGAAAUUCCGAUUAAUUGUCAAGAGUGCUAAGAAAAGUGUAAUGCGAAUUGAAAUUAUACGAUUUAAUAAAUGAAACUUUAAAAUAAUAUUGUUAAAUAUUGCGAUCAUAUCACCGAAUAACCGUUACCAGAAAAUUGUGUGAAAUAUUUGUAUACGUUCAAUUCCGCACAUAUUAUAUAUAUUACCUUUUUGUUGGAUUAUUUUUGCCGCUUGUUCAAUCUAUCAAAUUUUAUGAACGAUGCGGGACCCGAACCCGCGACCUCUCGCGUUCCGUGCGAGUGCUCUUUCACUGAGCCAACCUGAGACAUAAAGUUUUAUGUAAUAAAUCCCUGGAGUGAGGGUUAUCACUUUCAAAAAAAUUACAAAUUGUUUAGAUUGGAAAGAGCGACAUCUAAAAUCAAUUUCCUAAUAUGCAAAUAUUUGAUAAUUGAGCAGAUUAUCAACUGUAAAGUAGAUCCUGUAGAUGAAGCCACAACCUGAGAGUUGAACAAAGCAUACAAGAUUUAUGUCGAGUCGAGUCUUUGUUUCUGGGAUUUUGUUUCUAAAAUUAAUUUGUGUAAUCACGUUCGAUGCCAACAUGAUCCCGUGGCUGUUGAAAUUUUGGUCUUCUGAUAAAAUAAAAUUGCGAUAUGUAUUUUCGUAAUCCAAUAAUGAUGUUAAUCUGACACUGUUUAAGAAGCUCUCUUCUUAAGAGAGAAGAAAUCGAAACAAAUAUUAUAUCUGGAGGUCUCUAAUUCAUAAAUGAAGAAUCUUAGAUCAUUUAUGCGUCUAAAUAGGCUGUGACAGCUGUGAAAACGUCGAAAAAUUGAAGUUCACAGUUAACCUCUGUUUUGAGUACAAAGUGACAAAUCGCGAGUGUAGUCACGCACACUAAAGUAAUAAACUUGGCCUGUUUUCAUUGGUUGUCUAGCAGCAACAAGCUCUUUCUUUUUGUUAUUGUUCAAAAUAUACAAGAAACAAACUUACUAAACAAUUUAAGCCAUCCUUAUAAAACUUAAGUGUUUAUGUGAGGAAUAGCGAGUUCACUUAUACUAAACUUAAAAUAUUUUAAUAUUAAUAAUCUAAAAAUAUCCAAUUGAAGUAGAAAAUUUUCUACAUAUAAUAACAUGACUGAAUUAAAUAGCAAAGGAGACAAAGUAAAAUAAAAACAAAGAAAAAUAAUGAAAAAAUGAGACAUAGAGACAUUUCCUACAGUAUAUAACACUGAUCAGCCGCACUCAUUCCCAAGAAAUGUCUUUUACAUCGCCAAUUAUCUAGAUAUAUAAAUUAUGUAAGUGAAAUAAUAUUUUUAAUUUGUGCAGAGCAAAAUAUUCGUUUUUUUUUGUGGACUGUAUAUUAAAUUUAAUAACACACAAAAUUUUCACUGCGGCGAAUAUAAUUUCUCCGUCGCUUGGUUCCGAAACACAGAUAAGUAUGUGUGGUUCUCUUUUCGCAGAAUGCAUCAGGAAAAAUUAUCAAAUAAGAUUCAUGCUUAAUGGACUUAGUCAAGCAGAAAUGACUCAAACCACACUUAGGCACUUUUGAGUAAUAGGUAUUUGAAGUUUCAGCUCUAAAUAAUUAAUCGUCCAUAUAAAUAUCCUAUAUAAAUAUAAAAAAAAAAUAGUUUCCGUGUACGUUUAAAGAAUAGGAGUUUCACUACAUGUCAGAUUCGACCUUCAGGAGUACUAUGGCAUACUUAAUUCUAGUUCUUAUUCAUAAUGGUCCGCUAACUUUAAACAGCCGCUUAGGAGUGUUUUUUCUCAUUCUAACUUAAAUCAGUAGAAGAAGACAGAGUGAGAAUUAGCAAUGCUUUAAGUUAGCAGACUGUUAUGAUUAAGGGGGUAAUAAUAUACGUGCGAGCCGGCGUGUCUGUCUGUUUGUCGCGCGCUGUGUACUUGGCUUAAGGAUAAGUGUUCGCAAGUAUGAUAUAUAUUGUAAAAACUGUUAACUCGAUAAGUCGUUUUUGUCCAUAUAUAAAUUUAAUAUUCUUUACUUGGUGUGUCGCUUUUUAUUACGUGUUAUAUUAAUCCAUAUUUUAAUAUAUAUAAGUGUAUUUGAUUUUUAAAUUAUCUAGAAUCUAGAUGGUGCGGUACGGGUUAUAAGUAGGUGAUUUACUUAUUUUUUGCACGUCGAUUAAGGGUAUGUUCCGAUAUGCACUGCGACCACUGUACAGUGUGACGUCAAUUUAGUAUACUGUGAAGCCGUUCCUUUAUACCCAGUUAUAUUGGUUACUAUUUAAAACGGAACGCAAUCCCGUAUACUGUCAGCCGCAUUUUUUGACGCAGCAUUCAAAUGAGUGUAUUAAAGUUUUCAAGUUCAUUAAAAAUAUUUGGGACUAAACUGUAGGUAUUGUUUAUAAAACGUUAGGCACUCGAGUGGUUUUGACUGAUCACGUGAUCAAAGUACUGCGAGUACCUACCUUAUUUCGAAAACGCCAGUGCUCACAGUAGAAUAUGGCGGCGAUUUAUGACGUCAUAUAUUUCCCUAGGGUACUGCAGCAGUAUACUGGCAGUCCAUAACGGAACGAAUUUUUCUACAGUGAUAGCACUGUGCAGUGCUCGCAGUGCAUAUCGGAACAUACCCUUAAUAAUUUGAUAUAUUAUCUCUUUCUGUAGCGUUGUCUAUUAUAUGUUCAAGCCUUAUGUGUCUGAUACAGUUAUAGACAAUGUAAUGAUAAUUUAAAGAGCUUUUGCUUAUUUAUUAUCAACUGUUUUUAAAGUGAUAUUUAAGUACUACCUUCGAAUAUAUCGCACUAAAAAACAGCCAUACUGAAAAAAUAUUUAGAUAACCAAAAAUUGAUGUUGUAUCCUUAUAUCGUCUAUGCGAUGCUAUGUGAUCCUACUAGAUUAACAAUAAAUUAAACUAAUUUUAAAAAUUUUGUAAAAUUUUUGGAAGCGAAAUCCUGUUUAGCAUGUUGAUGAAACGAAAAAGCGCGACAAUAAAAAGACACACAGUCAUAAGAUUUAUCGUGGGAGAAAAUGAGAUUGGAAGCAUUAUACAUUGUUCUGGUACCAGGCGUUCAUAGUUGAAGAAGAGAUUGUCUUCUGUAUGACGCGAGUAUACCUUAAUAUAUUCUGACGUCAUGCGCACGACAUAGUACUACAUAGACACCAGGAGAACAUAAAUAUGAUAGCAGUGAUAGUAAUAUCUUUCAUAGCGGUUUAUAUCAUGUGUCAUCAUCCUAGCAACAUGUACCAGGACUUCAUAUACAGUUUAGAGACAAUGCAGGUUUCACCUCUGACAUGUGUACUUUGUAACCACGCAAUAUAUUUUUCAAUAGCGGAAAUUAGAUGCUGAGAAAUUAAGUACAUAUUACCUAUGAUUAAUAAUAUAAUGUUUCACCAAAAUGUAUGAUCACAGCCUGUCCGCAAUUUCAUAUUUUCGGUUAUAAUUGGGUUGCAGUUUGAAGCCUAAUUAUAUCUAGGAUAUUCUAAGUCCACGGUGCGAUGGAUGCGACCAUAUUAAGAACAAAUGUGGCCACAUUUUUAUUUAAAUCCAUUUUUCUCUUUCUAACUCUGUUAAACUUGUUACCUUUUACCUAGUACAUUUUUGGUCGACAUAUAUUUAUUGAUUACUGCAUUCCGGUAUGUUAUAUUUUUUUAAUAUUAUGUCGAGUUAUUAUGUGAUAUAUUUCCUUUUUUCAUUAAAUUCCUUAGAUUAAGGAAUCGUCUCCGCCUCGAUCCAACUAAAUUCCGCAGGCGUAGUCGCAAAUUGCGGCAACUAAUACUACGACCAGCCGGUCUCGAACAAUGUGUGACGUAGAGGUGCCGCAUGUUCUGUUAAACUUUACUAUUGAUUGAAACUAAAUUGUCGAGUUGCGUAGUAAAUCUUUGUCAAAGUAAUACUACAAGAAAUAAGAAAGACCCUGGGAUCACAUAUCAUCAGUAAGUAUUUUGUAUUUUAUUAAUUUCAAUGUAAAAUAACACGAAGCGUAUGUUACAAAAUUUGAAAGAUACCAUUGCUAAGAUGCCACGCACACAAGCAUCUAAUAGUUGCCGUGAUAAAAAAGCUAUUGUUCUUAGGUAGUGCGGUAUCUAGUUGGAGCGCGGCGUAGACCAAUCCUUAAUUUAAGAAUGCAUGCUUCUUAAGUUAGUUUAUUUUAAAUCAACAUUCAAACUUUAUGUUUGUAACAGCGUCAAAAUUUUCGCAAAACGCUUGUCAAACAACCGUAAGUAACUAUUAAUACCCUUUAGUGUCUUCUUACUGUAACUGUAUUCUGUGAUUUUUGUAUAUUGUAUAAGUACUUAAUUCGUGUCUUUUGUAAAUAAUAUAUACCAACGUGUUUAUAUACCAACGUUUACACUUACAUAUUCGAACGCUGAUAUGUGGAUGCGAUUUUAGAAUUUCGUAUAAAUAUGCGCUCGAAUUAAAAAAACUACUAACAAUCAAAAUAAUUGUCAAAUAGUCACAAUUAAUAAGUUCUAUCAUUAAUCGCCUCCCUGGCAAUGAAUUAUUAUAACUUAUGCCAUUUGAGUACAGUAAAAGCUUCCUUCAUUCGCGUUUUCACUAUUUGUGAAGAAAAAUGCGACCCAAUUCCUAAAAUUCCUUUAUUCACAGAUCUAAUCGGCACAUAUGUACAUACAUAUUAAUAAAAAGGAUUCGAAUAGGUAUCCAACUCAAUAUCCCUUUUUAACGCGUCAUCAAAAUCAACCUUACCUAUUUAAGGAGCUUUAAAAACUGCAAAGCUAGAAAAAAUUACAGAAUCCUUUAACCAUUGCCUUUGCCUGAAUAUAAUUUAUCAAUAUGAUCAAAAACUUCAAUAAAAUUGUUUUUUUUUUUUUUUUUUUUUUUUAAUAUUUGUCCUUAUUUCUAUUUCUCCUAGGAUCGUAUCCUCUAUAAUUCCAUAUAAAUUAUCAUUCCAUAUUCACGGUUUCUGCAUUCGCGGCAUUUUAUGGAACUUAUACACCCCGCGAAUAAAGAACUUUUACUGUAUUCUUUACUGUAGGCGGCACCACAAUACAGUAAUAAAACAAUAUUUUAACUUCAUACUAAAGAACACGAAUCGACGCACAAACACACGAUUUACGCGGCCGCUUAGCAAUCUUGGGGAGGCAAAACUAUUGAGUGCCACGCUGUACGCCGCUUCCGGAGUUUGGCCCGGUUUCUACCAAAGCGGAGAGGAGAGGAGAUGCGUUUUGAUUACCAAUCGGAUUUCGUUAUUUCCACAUCUCAUCUCCGCUUAGCUUCGGUGGAAAUGGAUCAUGCGGAGAGCAGAUAUGUUCAAUUUUUGUUUGAUUUUGUGCUGCGAGCGAGUAAGCAGCGCGGCAGAACGGAGAUGUGAGAUGUCUGUAGCCGGGCGGCGCGGAGCCCGCACUUUCAUGCCCUUUUCCCCGCACCUACUCCUCGCGUCUCGCACACCCGAAACCGUCAUUUAUUUGACUGACUGAUCUUGAAUGUAAAAAGCGUUCCUUGCGUAUUUUUAAUCGGCUACUAGUUUAGCGACGUAUUUUAACUUAAAAAAAGGAGGACGUCUUCCUUUCGUAGAUAUCAGAUUUAGAUCUCUCACAGCUCACAUAUCUCCGCCUUGGUGGGAAUAACCUGACCGCUUCGCGGCUAAUCUUCUCUCGUCUCUUCUGCUCUCCGCUUUGGUGGAAACCGGGCCUUAAAUUAGCUGCGCCCCGCCGUCCGCGUCGCCAAUCUUUUUUUAUGUACCAACCCUAGCGUUCCGCCAAGACGUAGGUGUAAAUUUCAAUGAUACCGCUGAGUUACGCUACUGUUAUAUUACUUGUACUAUGGCGGCACCAUCCGCCGAUAGCUAUUGCAUAUAAAGAAAGACCAUAUCCGGAAGUACGCUUGAUUAUUAUACAGGUUGGGUUAGGGCGGGUUUUAAGUACUUAUGUUUGGAUCGUUUCUUAAGGGUUUGUAUUAUGAAGUAAAGUUAAAGAUGCGUGAAAAGCAAUAAUAUAUGUCAGUAGAUAUUCGUGGGAAGGUUUUUUAUUAAUAAAUAUAAACUUAUGAUAGGUAACUGUCCUGUCCAGAAAUAUGGAAAUAAAUGAUUUUAUAAUCGACUCAGUAUAAUCGAUUCAGUCUCCAGCCUAUGUUUUAGAGUGUGUUCUAUGCAGUAGCUUGAUAAGAGAUAAAAAAGAUACAUAAGAGAUUCAGAAAGAACUAAUAGAAGUGCAGAGUACGAAUACGUAAUAGUAUUACGCUUAGAUCAUUUAAACGGCUAGAUAGGCUGUGAUGGCUGUGAAUACGUCGUAUAAAAAAUCGGGGUUGACUGUCAAUCUCUAUUUUUUAAGCAAUGCACGCACACUAACACAGUGUCAUACAAAUCGCGAGUGUAAGACGUAGCUUGUCACGCACACUAAAGUAAUAAACCUGGCCUUUUUCCAUCGGUUGUCUAGCAGCAAGAGGCUCUAUCUAGACGUAUAAAUUAUCUAAGCGAUUACGCUUACUUGGACACUGUCAAAUACAACGUCCGUCAUUGAGUAUUGCCAUUGACCUCUGCUAUAUACCAAUGGAAAAGUGCUCUUGUGCCUGUUUGAUAUUCGCCAUUUUGGCGCUGUUGGCCAUGUAGCAAGAGUCUGCGGUACUAAAACUAGUGAUGACAACCUCAGCAAACAUCUAAAGAUGGUAGGAAACAAACAAUAGACGUAAAAAACGUUGAUUCUUGAAGAAUAAAUAACACGGAAAACAAACGAAAUUGAUUCACAAUGUAAAAAUACUUCAGAGUAUUGUACGUUCCUUCGCAGCCAGUGGUUUUACAUACAUUUCCUUGAGUAUUGCAGAUAAUGUGUUAGAUUGAAUGCCAUGCCAGUUGCUUUAAUAUACUUGUACAUGGAUUAGGUAUAAAUAUUAUUCUACAUUUUGGAUUUGGAUUGGCCGUAGACUACUGCCCCGUUACUUUCCACUGGGCGACCUGUGGAGGGUGCGAUACCGUUGUUGUUCAGUUACCUACUAUACCUUGUACUAUAUUAUAUACUGUUAAAUACGUUGUAUUAUAUUCUUGUUGUAUGUCUGUCUAUACGCUGUAAAGUAGAUGUUGGUUCAAUGUUGUUGUAAAUAAUUAAUAAUUUGAAAUAAAUAUGAUACCUAUGUUG
Molecule: messenger RNA, 10220 nt
Organism: Leptidea sinapis
Lineage: Eukaryota; Metazoa; Arthropoda; Insecta; Lepidoptera; Pieridae
Gene: Ttc7
Product: tetratricopeptide repeat protein 7B
Exons: 18
Coding region: 162-2678 (838 amino acids)
Biological process (GO): phosphatidylinositol phosphate biosynthetic process; protein localization to plasma membrane
Cellular component (GO): plasma membrane
Molecular function (GO): protein binding
Source: RefSeq, a predicted model, not a curated record